CGCGGGGGCCCGUCGUGAACGCACGUGUCGAACGUUCCAUUUCAAAUUUGAAUAAAAAAAUAACAAAAACGAAUCAAUUCCACAAACUUUUGUUUUAUGAAUGAAGUGUUUUUCUAUAACGGUUAUGUAAAGCAUUGUUCCGUUCGCAGGUGCACCAUUGUUCAGUGUAAGAGGUAUUAAGUUAAGUGUUUUCGUUGAGUGAAAUCUAGUAAAGCAGAAUGUCCACCCUGCUGUUCUGGCAGGGCAAGGGGAAGGCGAACGGGGCACCAAACGGCAGGAAUUGGAUACAUGCCCCCGACGCGCUCGUGAAGGGCCAUGUCGCGUAUUUGGUUAAGUUCCUCGGCUGCACACAAGUUGAUCAACCAAAAGGCAUCGAGGUAGUGAAAGAUGCGAUUAAGAAACUGCAGUUCACACAACAAUUGAAGAAGUCAGAAACCAAGGAUGCUGCUAAAUGCAAGAAGGUCGAAAUCACCGUGUCUGUUGACGGUGUGGCUAUACAGGAGCCGCGGUCAAACAACGUGUUAUACCAGUUCCCAUUGCACAGGAUAUCCUACUGUGCUGAUGAUAAGGGCGCUAAGAAAUACUUCUCUUUUAUUGCUAAGGGUGGCAGUACAGUGAACGGUAUGAACGGCCAUGACAGUGGUAACAUGGAGAAACACGAAUGUUUCGUGUUCAUAUCAACCAAAUUGGCCUCAGAGAUCACGUUGACUAUUGGACAGGCGUUUGAUCUUGCAUAUAGGCGGUUCCUGAACGACAACGGCAAAUACAUUGAGCUACAGAAACUAACCCUGCAGAACAAGAAACUCGAAUUACAAAUGAACGCGUACAAAAAUCGGCUGCAGGAACUCUCCCGUAUAACAUACAAGGACGAUCUCUCAGCAUAUCUAUCCCGGAACAAUAUAACCGACAUUACCGAAUACAAGCCGCCGCCAGAAUUAGAGAAACAGAUCUCCUCUCUCACUCUAGCGAACGGCUUCGCUAUGAACGGGAAUAAGACGCCUGAUAAUGGAAUGGACGCAAUGUCCAACAACUCAACAGACACGUACAAUUCGAGUAACGAUAACAAUUUGUUGUUGUCGACGCCUCCACCAACGCACAAUAAUAGAACUGGAAAACUCCUGGGUGACUUGUCCACGAACAAGAACCCAGCGGUAGGCACCAAACUAGAGGGAUUGCUGAUGAACUCAGAUUCUGAUAGCGAAUUCGAUCCAAGAGCGUUCGAGUCGGAGCCUGUGAGUCGCUUCAACUCUUCAGUUGAUAGUCCUUCAACACCAGCACCUCCGCUAUUGGCCCCCCCACCAAAAGCAUCGAAACGUCAGAACCAACCAACACAAAAUGUGAACGGGAACGAUUUAUUCGGUUCAACUCCAUUCUCGGUCCCGAGUCAAAUACAAACGAAUCAGUCAUUCCCGAACCAAUCUGUCAAACCGAACUAUGACAUACGAGAUUUUAACCUACAAACAUCUGUUUUUAAUUCAAACACGUCGUUUACAAAUGGUUUGAGCGGUUAUGAUCCGUUUGAAACGAAGGGAAACAUAUUUGGAAAUGGAUUUGGGAAUAAUUUCAAUGGUUUCGGCAAUUUGAGCGAAAAACCUGCGGUCGAGUUGGAUAGCAGCUUCAAUGGGUUCUUGGAUAAAACUAUUUCGGAGAUGAAGGACGGAUUCAGCAGAGGGAUCAGCUUUGGAAACGACGAUUUUUCAAUAGACAACCUCGAUCCCAUCAAGAAAAACUAAAAUUAAAUAAAUAAUAUAGUUAAAAUUAUUAAAACAUCCUUGUAACAAUUCACACAAAAUAGUUUAAUGCAAUAAUAUAAGACAUUAUGAAUUAUCGAAGUAGUUGUAAGUAUUGUGUAGAUUGUGACGACGAUAUUAAAUGUUGCCAUGUUAUUGGUUACAAAUUUUCCGUGAUAAUAGGUAAUUUUUUCGAAACGUAGAAAAUAUAAUAAAAUUGUAUUCCUAGAAUCUCUAACCAGUAAUGUGUUGAACGCUAUUUAUAAAUAGAUGGAUUAUGAAUACAAAGCGCGCAAACAUUCCAACGUGCCUUAAGACAAUAAUAUCUUUAUCUCUCCAGUAGGUUUUUAAGUAAAAAUGUAUUUUGGUAGAUUAUUGUUAUUUAGGGACCAAAAUUUUUAACCAUUGAGGAUUUGAAGUUCGUCGUAACAUUCUGUGAUAAUUCUUUGCAAGUUGAGGAACUUCAAGUCAAUUUACUAACGUUUAUAUACAAUAUGGAAUAAACUCCUAUUUUUUAUAUUAUAUUAUGGAGUUAAUCGGAAUUUCUACAAAAAAAAUUGUCAUUUAAGCUCUGGCUGCAAGUACAUGACAACGAUACCAAAAAAAAACAAAAUUAACAAACAUUAUUUUUACUAAUAUUGACUUUGUGUCCUGAUAUUUUUUCCUAUAUUAUUUAAAUUAUUAAGCUAAGAAUAUCGUGAAAAAAACGUUGUCAUAAAAAAAACUUGUAAAUAAACUGUCAUUUUUUGAUGACAUUGCAGCCUCUUUCGUUCAUUCGUUCAUUCAUCGAUCUAUGCUUUUUUAAAUGUUUUUAAACAAUGAUAUUAUUUGUAUAUUGGUUUUUAACUGUUGUAUCCCUGUCACAAUAGUUAAUUAUUAUAGUAUUGUACACUAAUUUCGUAUUAAGGCCAAAAGAUAUACAUAAAUGUGUAUUUUGGAUAAUAAAAUUUAUGUUUAUA
Molecule: messenger RNA, 2689 nt
Organism: Colias croceus (clouded yellow)
Lineage: Eukaryota; Metazoa; Arthropoda; Insecta; Lepidoptera; Pieridae
Gene: ced-6
Product: PTB domain-containing adapter protein ced-6
Exons: 12
Coding region: 219-1733 (504 amino acids)
Source: RefSeq, a predicted model, not a curated record